AUGGCCAGCUGUAAGAAUUCGUUUUUCACCACCAUUCCCUCCUCUCCGGUGGACCCGACCGCCCACCUAUGCGAUGACACCGCUGCAACACCUACAGUCGUCAUCCCAGGAGCAGUAGGAAUAACGGCGGACACGAGGAAGAUGUCGUCCCCGCACCCGUCGGCAAAGACAAGCGGAGGUCCAACACAGGCCGGGCUAUCACAGUCGUAUCCACACUCUCAGCACCAGCAGCUGUGUGCGGGCGGUCUCCUUGAUCCAUUUUUCUUAAUGGAGAUAGAUGAAAACAUACAAGUUUCUAACAACACGGCUGCGACGAGCGGCUCACGUACGUCUCUCUCUGGCGACGGCGCUACUAUAAGUGCCAAGGACGCAGCCCUCUGGAGCCCACGUAUGGGGCAUGUGCUAUCGACGCAUGGAAAGACGAUGCGUGAGUCGCUCUCCGCUGGUGAGCUCUAUCGCGAGUGUGGCCUCCGCACAUCAAUGUGCGGUGCGAGCGAAAAAGACGAAGCAGACGACAGUAAGCAGAGGCGUCGGCAGCCAUCGUCGUGGCCGUCGUCGUCACGCAGGGACACCGCAGAGUGCUUGUCGAGGGUCGAGGUUGUUGUGCCGGCAGCCGAGGUGACUGCGGCGGAGAACACCAGCUCUACCAUCGCAGCAGCAGCGACCGCUGGAGAGGCUGAGUUGAAAAGCCCUGGCAGAAAGAGACGCUCCGUGUUGACCGCGUGGGUAACGUCGUGGACAUCGACUAGUAGGAAGGCAGGGGCACCGCCCACAGGCUCGGGUUUGGCAAGUCGAGGAGUGAGCGACUUCUUAGCCCCUCUGCAAACCUUUAGCUUUUCGCACUCGCCACCCAGCUGUGACCACUUCGAUACUCCACAAGGUAACUACACACCUGACUGCGAGACUACUCCACUGCUGCCCGAGAGGGCUGACACUGCCGUGAGCGCCAACUCCUCGAGCAUUAACCUCUACGCCCACGAAGCACAGGGAAGGUCGACGAAAGCGACGGAGAACAGCGCCGACACCGGUGGGUCGACCGUCGGGUCUGCGGUGAAGUCAUUUAUAUCGUUGAUCAGGCGGCGCCCCUCGUCCAGCACGGCCUCGCCCCACACCGCGACGCCCGCAGGAGACGACGCCGCCAAUGUCGAGCGGCACCCGACUGGAGUGCCACCAUAUUUUAUAGAGGAGGUGUCGUAUGGCGUGGAGCAGGACGUGCUUUGCGCGCAUGAUGACGACAUGCGCGUCGUGAACGACAGCGCCGUGACCCUGAUGGGGAGUACCGACUGGGGACGGGAUGCCGUGGCCGAAGAGCCGGCUCUGCGGGUCUCGGCCGCGAACAGGUGCGCACAGCGCACAGGAUGGUCGGUGGGCCUGCUCCCGUUAACUGCGUGGCUGUGCGGCAGCUCCGCCGUGGGGGCUUCACUUUCUACGGCGUUGUGGAGGGCGGCCGUUUGGCCAAGGCCAGUGCCGUUGGCGCCGUGUCUGUGCGUUUCCGCACAGGCAGAGCAGCAUGCAGCCCAGGAGGCGUCGACGGUGCUGGCAAGCGAGGCGGCGAUGCCGGGGAGCUCUGUAAGCCAUCAGCGUCACCCUCCCCCAUUCACUGCCCCUGCCCUCUACACAUCGCCGCCUUCGCUCUUGGCGUGCAUGCCAGUACCGGUGUCGACUAAAGUGUCGGCGAUGUACUGCUGGGCAGAGCACAAUCGUGUCUCGCUAUCCUCCCCCGCCCCAUGCUCCGUUUCCACCUCUGAGCACCUCUGUGCAGUGCCGCCAUCGUUAACAACAGGCUCGACCCCGUUGUAUGCGUCAUCGAUUCUGGGCUUGGUGCCGGCAUCACUAGCCGAUCACACUUCUCUUGAGUCUGCGGGUGUCGGGCACAUCACCUCAGCUCCAUCGUGUCCGACUACCGCCGCAGAAGGGGUGGCCUCGCGGCAGUCGUGCGAUGUGUGGCGUCUCGCGCGGUGCUAUGCCCACUUCGAGCGCGCUGUCGAGCAACGCGGCGACGACGGCGUAUGGUCAGUUCGCGGCACUAGCUGUCUUUCGGCGUGGGAGUCAGUAAAGCUGGUGGUAGAUGCCAGCGUUGCUAGAGCGGAUACGGAAAGCCGUCUGUGUGACGGCAGCGACAAUGGUGGCGCGUGGCCGCUUGCUACCUUUGAUCUUGAUGGAGCUUCCGAUACGCCUGGUGCCUCUACCCCGACGUCUCCGCAGCUCACCUCGGCCUUCCCAUUUUCCUCCGUGUCGGCCGUCCUUCGUGCCGAGAAGGACGAGGAGGUCUUUGCCCGCGCUGCGAUGUGGGCAUUGGAGCAGAUGAGCGGGGAGUGUUGA
Leishmania braziliensis MHOM/BR/75/M2904 is the source of this 2322-nucleotide messenger RNA. RefSeq lists its product as hypothetical. NCBI's taxonomy places the organism in Eukaryota, Euglenozoa, Kinetoplastea, Trypanosomatida, Trypanosomatidae. The transcript has a single exon. The record is from RefSeq and is a predicted model, not a curated record. Bases 1 to 2322 code for a protein of 773 amino acids.